This is a messenger RNA of Kalmanozyma brasiliensis GHG001, 1071 nucleotides long. RefSeq names its product PWWP domain protein. The transcript has a single exon. Lineage: Eukaryota; Fungi; Basidiomycota; Ustilaginomycetes; Ustilaginales. Bases 1 to 1071 code for a protein of 356 amino acids. The record is from RefSeq and is a predicted model, not a curated record.
AUGUCGAGCACAGAGAAGAAGUCAAAGGAGGCGCAGCUCAACCGCACCUCGCACAAGUUCCAGACCAACGAUGUCGUGCUUGCCAAAGUGCGCGGAUUCCCAGCAUGGCCGGGUAUCGUCAUGGACGACGCCAACGUUCCUCAAGCUGUGCUCAAGGAGCGACCCCAGAUUAAGCACCGCGACCUCUACACCAUCCGCUUCUUCCCCGCCGCCGACUACCACUGGGCCUUCUCCAAGGAUCUGGAGCUGCUAGGCAAGGAUAAGAUCGACGCCUUCCUCGCCGGGCCAAAUCGCAAGAAAGGCGACCUUCGACAGGCGUACGAGCUGGCACGUGAUCCUCACUCGUGGAACGAGGAGCAGAACACGGUCGUUCGCAACUACGAGCAGUCGUUGCAGGAUGCGGCCGACGAGGAGGAGGAAAACCAGGACCAGCUCGAGGAAGAGGAUGAAGACGACGAGGAAGUGUCGAGCAAGAAGAGGAAACGCGCUCCGGAGACGGGCAAGGUGCGCGAGAGCGCCGACAAGCGCAACAAGAAGUCCAAGGUGGCCGAAGCCGCUGCCAAGCCCAAGUCCGAAAAGCCAGCCAGCAAGGCCGCCGCCGCCGCUGCGGCCAACGGCGACGAUAAGGAGGAGCACCUCGACCCAGAGACCAAGAAGGUCAAGGAGUGGCGACACAAGGUGCAAAAGGUGUUCCUCGGCAAGGAGGGCACCAUCCACGCAGAUGACAUGCCCGGGGCGGACGCCACGUUCAAGACAGUCGAGGAGUACGAUGGCAUGACGGCCGAGCAUCUGCGCACCACCAAGAUCGGCAAGGUGAUGAAGCGCGUCAUGCAGCUGAGCGACAUUCCGAGGGACGACGAGUUCCACUUCAAGGAGCGCGCAGAGAAGCUGUGCGCAAAGUGGGGAGCUAUUAUGGCCGGCGGCGAUGCCGCGCCCAAGGAGGAGGGCGCCAGCGGGGAGGUCAAGGAGAACGGCGACGCGGCGGCACACGCUGAGCCAACGGAACCCAAGAGCGAGCCCGAGGCUGCUGCUGCGCCACCUGCUGCUGAGGCGCCAGCCGAGUCGGCUUAG